GUGGAGGCAGAGGAAAGGGAGGUGCCGGACGCGGCGAUCACGCGCUGGCGUAGAGGUGAUAGCAAGGAGACGGAAGAGGGGAACCGAGGGAAGGGGGCUUCGGGAAGGUGGAGGAGGGACGUCCAAUCCGCGGGCGACCCGGCUCGCACGCUGGCCAAUCAGAGUUCGCCUCGCGCACAAUGUGUCCCGGCGAGGGCGGUUCUCCAUCACGUUAGGGUGCGUUGGGCGGUGGCCGGGUAUAAAAGACUCCGCCCGAGCGGGCGGCCGCCAUUCUGGGGUUCGUUUAGAGGUUGAAUUUUCUCGGAGAAAGACAGGCCGGCCAUCAGGAAAACAAACAAGCCUCAGCAACAUCUAAACCCUUGAAAGGAUCCUGAGAGGGGGGAAAGGGAAAUCAGCCACCAGCCCAACCACUCGUGUCUUCUGCCCCUCCCCACCUAUCUUGCCCACCCCACCAGCCCACGCUGCUUGGGACUUGAGAUCUGUGGCCGAAGGACCGUCACCACAUAACUUCAAAAAUAAUCAACCACCUUCCCUGCCCAAACCUACCCAAUCUCACUCAUCCAGCAUUUCCGUUUUGGAAUCCACUCAGACUUUUUUUUUCAACGACCCCCUCUCCCUAAAUGGAGUUGGGCGGGGGGGAAAUGAAAACUGAGUUGGUCUUUACUUUUUUUAAAAGAGACUUUUUGAUCCAAUGAGGCCCCACAAGUAACUGAGUUUGGGUCCUGGUUGGUUGCUUUAUUUUUUUUCCUCCAAAAUUUUACCCCUCCCCCCUGAGCCCGAGGUGCUGACGUCGCAAAAAAAUUGGAUAGUAAGUGUCGAAUUUUCAAAAACCAGCCUUGAACAAGAAAUCAACGUUUCCCGUUGUGAAACCAAAAAUAAUGAGAGGAAGAAAUGAGACCAUAGAACAAAUGUAGAGUACUGGAGAGAAGGACCAAUCGGGUCUCUUAAAUCUCCAUUAAAGGUCCUGUGGGUCUAAACAGUCUUUGUUCUCUCUCCCCUACCACCUGCCUCUUCCCUGCUGUGGAGCAGGCAAGGGAGAGGGUGAAGGGAGGGCCAGCCAGUGAGGAUUUUGACGGUUAACCCUUGAUAAUCCAGCAGAUUUCCAGACUGCCAGAGCAUAAGCCUUUGCGAUAAUAAGGAGGAAUGGUUACCUUCCUCUGGUUAGCAGUCUUCAAAAGGGUUAAUGAGCUCACAUACAAAAGAUGGUGGAUCUUGUGGCCCAGAAGUCCCACUUCUUUGUGUGUGAGACAAGCAGAACGCCUUUCAAUUUGCCAGAUUAAUAAGCAAUCUGUACAUAAAGAUUGCAGGGUAAGGAGAUGGGCAGAGAAAUAUUAGCUGGCUAUGUCUUUAAAGUGACUGUUAAAUCCUCUCUAUUUUAAUGUAAUUUGCUUGGGAUAUAUUGUGUGGUUAAAAUAGGUGGCAAUCUAGGAAUAAAGAUUGCAAGACACUUAAAUUUAGGGCAAAAAUCAUAGUAACAAGUACAUACAAUAACAUUUGGGGAGGUAAAGAAUGUCUUGUGAUUGUUUCAGCUUGCAUAGGUUAUUUAAAGGCAAAAGUGAUUAACAUUUUAACUUGAUACUUUUUUAGUGGGUGGUGGAUACAGCUAAGAGGGUGGAAAGGUUGGGAAAUGUGGAACUCAGGAGUAUAAUUUUAAAAGCCAUUAGUGCAUUUGAAUGCUAUCUUUCUAGAAGAUUGUGUCGUUAAAAGAUUUUUUUUUUCCUCCCUGCUUCAAAUAUGGCGACUUUUCCUUGCUUGUCCUUUUGUCUUGCAAGCGGCGUUGCAGGUUGUGUCUUGACCCAUUUUUCUCCUGUCCUCCCCCCUCGGUCCUAUUUGUUGAGGGGUCCAAGUCCUACCACUUGGCUUUUGUAGGGAGGAUUGGGAUGGUCGGCGGUAGUAAGUUGAAUUUUAGUUGCAAAUUCAGAUUCUUAUCCCGCAGAAAAUUGUAUAUUAAUUGAUUUUAUUUUCAGUAAUAGGCUCUUAAACUGAUUUAAGAUAGGUCAAGUUGAGGGUGGUGGUCAGAGGGAUGGCUUCUGUUUGUUUUUUGUUUUUGUUUUUUUAACUUAGUGCCUUACAGUGUUAAGUAAAGCUACCGGCAGAUCUGCCCGGCCUUUUAAAUUUUGAAUCUUCUCCAUAACAAAAUGGCGUCCCUCUCCUUUGUUUUUCUCCUUUGCCAGUCAGCUUAGGGCUUCCCUAGACGCUUGGUCAAGGGGGUGGAGCCACCGUGAAAGGUGAUGUAAUCAGCUUGCUUCCUCUGAAGACUCCGCCCCCAAGCAGCUGUCUUCUCUCCCUUUGCAGAUUGCUGUUGGGGAGAAUACGUUUUGGGUUUUUUUUUUUUUUUUUUUUUUUCUUGUUUCUUUUAUCUUAUAUGAUAAAUCUUCCAGGGAUAAAAGCUUAAUGAGCACUAGGGAUGGAGGCUGUCCAGGUCCUUGUGUAUGUAGCUCUAGGUUUUGUGUUAAAAGUCAGCCCAUUGCCUUGGUUUCACCUUCCACUCAUCACAACUGCUUGGACCUAUUCCGUGCUUCAGUGGACAGGGGUGGAAAAAAGCUCAACCCCGACUGCUUUAGAGAGACUUGGGCAAGACGCAGGGCCUGAGGGAACUGCAGUGUGCCAUGCUGUUCAGGAAGGGUCCUUACACUACCUGGGUAUUGGUUGCUUUGUAACAGUCUGGGGAAAGGGUGGGUACUGGUAGGACUUUCUUGUAAACCAUCCUUAUUCUCACCUCUCAGUUUGGGGAUAAACUCUUUGUGCUCAGUGCCAUCACCUGCAGUUGCUUAGUUCCUGUAUGUUGGCACUAGGAUGAGAAGUGAAUCUUUAGGAAAGGAGGCUGCAGUUUAAACUCGAGGCAGGGGGAGUCAAGCUACGGUUUCUGAAGCCACCAUCAUGGGUUCAGGUCCCAUAGACCCCAAAGAACUGCUCAAGGGCCUGGAUAGCUUCCUUACCCGGGACGGAGAAGUGAAGAGUGUGGAUGGAAUUUCCAAGAUCUUCAGUCUAAUGAAGGAGGCACGAAAGAUGGUGAGUCGGUGCACGUACUUGAACAUAAUCCUGCAGACCCGCGCUCCAGAAGUGCUCGUCAAGUUUAUUGAUGUCGGUGGCUACAAGCUUCUGAACAACUGGCUAACAUAUUCAAAGACCACCAACAACAUUCCUCUCCUACAGCAGAUUCUGCUGACUCUGCAGCACCUCCCGCUCACUGUGGACCAUCUCAAGCAGAACAACACAGCAAAACUAGUGAAGCAGCUCAGCAAGUCAAGUGAGGAUGAAGAGCUCCGGAAAUUGGCAUCAGUCCUUGUCAGUGACUGGAUGGCUGUCAUCCGCUCCCAGAGUAGCACCCAGCCUGCAGAGAAAGAUAAGAAGAAAAGGAAGGAAGAGGGGAAAAGUCGAACCACGCUUCCUGAGCGGCCUUUGACUGAAGUGAAGGCUGAGACCCGGGCUGAGGAAGCCCCAGAGAAGAAGAAAGAGAAGCCCAAGUCACUUAGAACUACGGCACCCAGUCAUGCCAAGUUCCGUUCUACUGGACUGGAGCUGGACACCCCAUCUUUGGUGCCUGUGAAGAAGAACUCCAGCACUGUGGUUGUGUCAGACAAGUACAACCUGAAGCCCAUCCCCCUGAAGCGGCAGAGUGCCACAGCUGCUCCAGGUGACGCUGCCCCACCUGCAGAGAAGAAAUACAAGCCUCUCAACACAGCCCCCAAUACCACCAAAGAAAUCAAAGUGAAGAUCAUCCCUCCACAGCCUAUGGAGGGCCUGGGUUUUCUGGAUGCUCUCAAUUCAGCCCCUGUCCCAGGCAUCAAAAUUAAGAAGAAGAAGAAGGUACUAUCGCCGACUGCUGCCAAGCCCAGCCCUUUUGAAGGGAAAACAAGCACCGAGCAGAGCACAGCCAAACCUUCCUCCCCAGAGCCUGCACCACCUGCUGAGCCCAUGGACACGGACCGCCCUGGCACCCCUGUUCCCCCUGUUGAAGUUCCAGAGCUCAUGGAUGCAGCCUCUUCAGAGCCAGGAGCUCUGGAUGCAAAGCCUGUGGACAGCCCUGGAGAUCCCAACCAGCUGACUCGCAAGGGCAGAAAGAGGAAAACUGUGACUUGGCCUGAGGAGGGCAAGCUGAGAGAGUAUUUCUACUUUGAACUGGACGAAACUGAGCGAGUGAAUGUGAACAAGAUCAAAGACUUCGGGGAGGCUGCUAAGCGUGAGAUACUGUCUGACCGACAUGCUUUCGAGACAGCUCGGCGACUAAGCCAUGACAAUAUGGAGGAGAAAGUGCCUUGGGUGUGUCCCAGGCCUCUGGUUCUGCCCUCACCUCUUGUCAUCCCUGGAAGCAACAGCCAGGAGCGAUACAUCCAGGCAGAGCGGGAGAAGGGCAUCCUUCAGGAACUCUUCCUGAACAAGGAGAGUCCACAUGAACCUGAUCCUGAGCCAUAUGAACCCAUUCCCCCAAAACUCAUCCCCUUGGAUGAGGAAUGUGCCAUGGAUGAGACUCCAUAUGUCGAGACCCUGGAGCCUGGAGGGUCUGGUGGCUCACCUGAUGGAGCAGGAGGCUCCAAGCUGCCUCCAGUUCUGGCCAAUCUUAUGGGAAGCAUGGGAGCUGGAAAGAGCCCCCAGGGCCCUGGAGGAGGCGGCAUCAAUGUUCAGGAGAUCCUCACUUCCAUAAUGGGCAGUCCAAACAGCCACCCUUCAGAGGAGCUGCUGAAGCAGCCUGACUACUCAGACAAGCUCAAGCAGAUGCUGGUGCCUCAUGGGCUCCUAGGUCCUGGUCCUGUGGCCAAUGGCUUUCCACCAGGAGGCCCUGGGGGCCCGAAGGGUAUGCAGCAUUUCCCCCCUGGUCCUGGAGGGCCCAUGCCAGGUCCCCAUGGAGGCCCUGGUGGACCAGUGGGUCCACGUCUCUUAGGUCCCCCACCACCUUCUCGGGGAGGUGAUCCAUUCUGGGAUGGCCCAGGUGAUCCAAUGCGAGGUGGCCCAAUGCGUGGGGGUCCAGGACCUGCUCCCGGACCAUACCACAGAGGCCGAGGGGGUCGAGGAGGAAAUGAGCCACCGCCACCACCUCCAUUCCGAGGAGCCAGAGGAGGUCGUUCCGGAGGAGGACCACCAAAUGGCCGAGGGGGUCCUGGUGGAGGAGGCAUGGUUGGAGGUGGUGGGCACCGCCCCCAUGAAGGCCCUGGAGGGAGCAUGGGCAGUGGACAUCGUUCCCAUGAUGGCCCUGGAGGGAACAUGGGCAGUGGACAUCGUUCUCAUGAUGGCCCUGGAGGGAACAUGGGUGGAAGUGGUGGACAUCGUUCCCAUGAAGGCCCUGGACACGGAGGACCCCAUGGACACCGACCACAUGAUGUCCCUAGCCAUCGAGGCCACGACCAUCGAGGGCCACCACCUCAUGAACACCGUGGUCAUGAUGGCCAUGGGGGAGGCGGCCACCGAGGGCAUGAUGGAGGCCACAGUCAUGGAGGAGACAUGUCAAACCGCCCUGUCUGCCGACACUUCAUGAUGAAGGGCAACUGCCGCUAUGAGAACAACUGUGCCUUCUACCACCCAGGGGUCAAUGGGCCCCCACUGCCCUAGCCUGCCUGCCCUACCCGCACCCCUGUGGACUGCAGCCUUGCUCCUUCCACUUGGUUAUGGCUUCUGUGAGGCCCACUGUCCUUUUCCCCAGCUGAUGAGGAGCCGGCCCCCUCAGUUCCCACCUGGUUGGGUUUCUGGGGGUUUCUGAUUCCUGGUGUGCAUUGAUGUACAUAGUCCCCUCCAGUCUGGAGAGGAGAGAGACUGGACACACUCUAGAUGCUGGACUGCUGAGACGGCUGGCUUCACUCUGUGAGGAGAUUUGCCCUGUGCCCCAAACCCUUUCCAGUAUUAGCCCCGCUGCCUGAGAACCUAAAGCUGGUCACUCUGGAGACCUCUGCUCUCCACAUGCACACAGAACUAAGUGGGUCAGCUGCACUUAGGAAACCAUCUAAGCUAAGCUCAUUAUCCUCACAGGGCGAGGGGGUGGUGAGGGGUACCAUCUAUCCCACUGCACUGCACUGCACUGCACUGAGGGCUCAAGCUGGCUGAAGCUGAGUUCUGGAACCACCCCCACUUGUGCCCCACAUGGGCCAGUCACUGUUGAGUCCUUUCUCAAGAAAGACUGCAACUGUUACUUCCCAGGUCAUCGUGGGUCUGCUAGGUUCAGUGAUGGCACGUUCACAUCUGUAUCCAAGGAAGUUGUUAUCUGGCAGAGGGGCAUCCUGUAGUGUUGGGCCACUCCUGCCUACAGCGGUAUUAGAGACUCCGUGAGACCAGCUUUCAUUAACUUUAGCCGGGUACAGCGGGCCUGAAACACUACAUGCACUGCCUUUGGGAGUGGGCCUGCUCCUUCCUUACCCCAUGAGGAGCCCUGUCUGAGGCUUCCUGGGCAGACUCAGCAGUAGGGGCCCUUCCCAGUCGUCUCCUCCCCUUGUCUUGGCAUCAGUUGUUUUCUAUGAAAACAGUGGGUUGGUUUUGUGAAGGGUCUUGGGUUAGAACCACAAUGGAUUUGAGGAGUUUUUCUUUUGGUUUUGUAUAUUUUGUACAUUAAUAAUAAACAGUGGAAAGAGAAGCAGCUCAUUUAA
Molecule: messenger RNA, 6572 nt
Organism: Mus musculus (house mouse)
Lineage: Eukaryota; Metazoa; Chordata; Mammalia; Rodentia; Muridae
Gene: Ppp1r10
Product: protein phosphatase 1, regulatory subunit 10
Exons: 20
Coding region: 2881-5547 (888 amino acids)
Biological process (GO): protein stabilization; positive regulation of termination of RNA polymerase II transcription, poly(A)-coupled; negative regulation of cardiac muscle cell apoptotic process
Cellular component (GO): chromatin; nucleus; chromosome
Molecular function (GO): protein phosphatase inhibitor activity; metal ion binding; protein phosphatase 1 binding
Source: RefSeq, a predicted model, not a curated record